This is a messenger RNA of Aspergillus calidoustus, 2897 nucleotides long. The record is from the annotation of a GenBank genome assembly. Lineage: Eukaryota; Fungi; Ascomycota; Eurotiomycetes; Eurotiales; Aspergillaceae.
CCCUGCAGUUGGUAAUGGAAUCUGGGACUUGCCACGAAACAAACAGUAUUUAUCGCUCUGCGCUUCUGUAACUGCUCGCUGUCAGACCAAUAGCCGCUCAUCCUAGCAGAUGAGAGCUGGCGGAAUGAAAGUCGAAUACGGUAUUUUAUUCUAUCAUGCUGUGCAACUUCCACUAACUGCAGGCCAGAGACUGUACACAACUAUAGUACUGGGCAUUUCCACCAUGUCCCCUUUCUCAACUGGAAGAGGCGCUUUCAUUGAGCGUGGAAUCAACCAUACGAUUUUUCUACGCGGGUCCCUCGAAUCAUCAUGGAACGGGGCUUGUUUGGAGACAAUGAGCCCAGCGCGGCGGACAGGUCCGCUUUGCCAGCUGCAGGUACGAGUACUCAAAAAGGUACGCUUGGAGGAGUUCCUCCAUAGCUUGUAUUGCCCAACGCGGGUCCCACGGAAUCAUCUUUGAACUGACUUGUUCGGUGAUGCCAAUUCGUGACCUCGCUCUCGGGGCGUGAACAUAAAUAAAAUGAUAAGACCUUUGAAAUGCGGGCAACAACUGUUUCGAUAGUCGCUCUGACCAGCGCAUUCGCUGCACUGACCAGCGCGUUGACGACCGCUCGACCGCCCACUAGUAGUGGUCAGACAUGCUGUCGCGCCCUGAAAGCAGUCCUGCCGGACGAUACUUUCAUUCCGAACAGCACAGUAUACACCGCCGAGUAUCAGAACUUCUGGUCGUCCACUGAGGACCUCAAUCCUGCUUGUGUCUUCCUGCCAAACACGACGAAGAAGGUUGCUCGAGCGGUCCAGCUCUUCACCCGCCUCAACUGCCAAUGGGCCAUCAGAGGUGGUGGACAUAGCCCCAUUCCGGGUGCUGCUAAUAUCGAUGGCGGAGUCCUCAUCGGAACAAAUCAUCUCAACGCAAUUGACAUCAACCAUAAACAGGGUUAUGUCCGCGUUGGCGCCGGCAACCGCCUUGGUGCAGUGUAUAAUGCACUUGAUCCACACAACUUGGUGCCCAUUGUGGGGAGGUAUGAGGAUGUUGGUCUUGGUCUUGCUGUUGGGGCUGGCUUUUCCUACUUGACCAAUCGUGAGGGGUUGACCAUUGACAACGUCCUCAACUAUGAGGUUGUUCUUGCAAAUGGGAAGGUUGUCAACGCCAACAAAAAUAGCCACUCCGACCUGUUUUGGGCUCUGAAGGGUGGUAAUAACAACUUUGGGAUCGUCACUCACUUUCAUCUCAAGACAUUUCCAUACAAUGGUACUGUCUAUGGAGGAAAUAUCAUUCAUCCAGAGUCCGCCUUCGACCAGGUCGCGGAUCUAUUCUAUGACUAUCAUACGCACCAGGCGGUCGACGAUGUUUUGACCCAUGCAAUGCCCUCGUACAACUAUAUCGGCGCGACUGAUGUGGCCCGUGCAGAAAGUCUCGUGGUAUACAAUGCUCCCGUCGACGAGCUGCCUCCAAUCCUUCAACCCUGGCUCGAGGUACCUUACCAGAAUGAUACACUGUCUCGGAGAACGUAUGGAAGCCUUGCUCGUGAGCAGGGGGAUGGCAUCUUCAAUGGGCUCGCCGUGGACCAGCGUCUCUUUAGCGUCUAUGCCGACCGAGAGUUCCUCAAGGUGGCGUGGGAGAUAUAUCUUCAAUGGCUUCGGGAUCGUCGGGACGUCCCAGGUCUGGUCGGGGUUCAUGUUCCUAUGCCCAUCACCCCAAACCAAAUCGCGCAGGGAGUUGCCAAAGGCGGAAACGCCCUUGGCCUGGAGUCAACUGACAAUGGUAAAAGUAUAGUAGUCAUCUUGAUGCUACUCAACUUCAACAACCUCGAGGAUCUUCCACGCUUAAGGGCCGAGCACAAUGCAUUGAUGGAAUCGUUGGUCGAUCUGGCGAAACAGCGAGGCGUUUACCAUCCUUAUAUAAUGCUUACCUACUCGGGAGCCGGCCAGGAGGCCAUCGCCUCGUACGGCUCAAAGAACGUUGCGAGACUGUGGAAGACUGCAAAAGCUUACGACCCCACCGGUGUAUUUCAGCGCCUGGUGCCAGGAGGGCAGAAACUCCCGCGGGCCUAGAACCAAGCAGUAGCCGGUGGAGGGGAAAACCGAGUGGCGCUGGACAAAAACGGUCCGAUCGUGGGAGACUGUAGAAAGUGGAAUGUUUUAUUCCCCAUCUAAAAAAACAACAGUCGAGAGUAGAUCUUUUGUCAGCCUGUCGAGGCAACUUAUCUCCCCAUAAUCGCAAUUCUGAUCAGUAUGGGGCACACGGCGCAAAUAUCGAUUAUCUUCCACCUAGAUGCUUGAAUAUGGUGGAGCGUUCAUUGGUGCAAAUCAAGGAGAUGUCCAGGGUAACUCUACUUCCUCCCUUGCUCGGCCUGGGCCGAAGAACAAACAAGGGUCUAUUUUUGGCCUCUUCCCCCUCCCCUAGUUUCUCUUACUGUCGGUUUAUCAACUUCGCAUACAUGUUCAACUGUGCCGUCCCUUUCCACUGGUCGAAUUCUUCAUACAUUCGCCAUAACUGGGGAUACCCACGAAUUUAUCAAACCCUCGCCAAAAACGCCCGCUCUCGAAUCACUCAUCUACACCAUAGGUAUAAGUAUAUGCACAUCACCCAUUUUAUGUACUACACGGCCCGCAGCGAGGAAACCCCGUCAUCACUCCUGGUUCACGAUCUUGACGUCAAUGGGCGUGUUCCACGAGAGCAGAAACUCCAUGACGCGAGAGAUCUGCUCCGGCUGCAUCUGCUGCAGGAUCAUCGUCCGCCUGCUCUUGAUCGUUUCCCGAUCCGGCGGCGUCAGGGACAGUUCCAUGUCAGGGAUUUGGUCUUGGAUCUGGUUCCAGUUCCACUCGAGACUUGCUUGCAACUCGUCGAGGGUAAGCCUUGGAUCUGUGGUGGUGGUAGCGGUAGGAGGCAGAGG